This is a messenger RNA of Gymnogyps californianus (California condor), 5577 nucleotides long. RefSeq names its product dedicator of cytokinesis 5 (gene DOCK5). Gene Ontology annotation, molecular function: guanyl-nucleotide exchange factor activity; small GTPase binding; GTPase activator activity. Gene Ontology annotation, biological process: small GTPase-mediated signal transduction; cell migration. Lineage: Eukaryota; Metazoa; Chordata; Aves; Accipitriformes; Cathartidae. Bases 61 to 5577 code for a protein of 1838 amino acids. Gene Ontology annotation, cellular component: cytoplasm; plasma membrane. The record is from RefSeq and is a predicted model, not a curated record. The transcript is spliced from 51 exons.
GAUGCUGUCCAAGAUGUGGAGCUCUCCUUGCAAGUUGGUGAUACUGUUCACAUUUUGGAAAUGUAUGAAGGCUGGUACCGAGGAUACACACUCCGAAAUAAAUCUAAGAAGGGCAUUUUCCCAGAAACAUAUAUCCAUUUAAAAGAGGCAAUCGUGAAGGACCGGGGACAACAUGAAACAGUGAUUCCAAGUGAAUUACCCCUUGGACAAGAACUCACUUCUACCCUGAGGGAGUGGGCAGUUAUCUGGCACAAAUUAUAUGUGGAUAACAAGACAACACAGUUUCGGCAUGUCCAACAAAUGACUUACAGCCUGAUAGAAUGGCGGUCGCAGAUACUGUCUGGGACCCUUCCCAAAGAUGAGCUAGCCGAGCUCAAGAAGAAAGUCACUGCUAAGAUUGACUACGGCAACAGGAUCCUAGGUUUGGACCUGGUUGUACGAGAUGACAAUGGGAACAUCUUGGACCCAGAUGAAACCAGCACAAUCUCUCUCUUCAAGUCCCAUGAAACUGCGUCCAAAAGGAUUGAUGAAAGAAUCCAGGAAGAGAAGUCCCAGCAACAGAACUUGGACCUCCGAGGGCAGCCAAUAUUCAACACAACACAUACAUAUAGCCUGUAUGUAAACUUCAAGAAUUUUGUCUGCAAUAUUGGAGAAGAUGCAGAGCUGUUAAUGAGCCUCUAUGAUCCUGAUCUUUCCAAAUUCAUCAGCGAAAAUUACCUGGUUCGUUGGGGCAGUAAUGGAAUGCCUAAAGAAAUUGAGAAACUAAAUAACCUUCAAGCGGUCUUUACUGAUUUAAGCAGUUCUGACUUGAUCAGACCAAAAAUCAGCUUGGUGUGUCAGAUUGUGAGGGUGGGGCAUAUGGAGCUGAAAGAUGGGAAGAAACAUACCUGUGGACUCCGGAGGCCCUUUGGUGUGGCAGUGAUGGACAUAACUGAUAUCAUACAUGGAAAGGUGGACGAUGAGGAAAAGCAACAUUUUAUUCCAUUUCAGCAGAUUGCCAUGGAAACCUACAUCAGACAGCGACAGCUAAUCAUGUCCCCACUGAUAACUUCCCAUGUGAUUGGAGAAAAUGAGCCCCUCACUUCUGUCUUCAACAAAGUCAUCGCUGCAAAGGAAGUGAAUCAUAAAGGGCAAGGUCUUUGGGUCUCCCUGAAACUGCUUCCUGGUGAUCUAGCGCAGGUUCAAAAGGAUUUUUCCCACCUUGUAGACAGAUCAACUGCUGUGGCUCGCAAAAUGGGAUUCCCUGAGAUAAUCCUUCCUGGUGAUGUUCGAAAUGAUAUCUAUGUCACCCUGAUACAAGGGGAGUUUGACAAAGGGAAGAAGAAGACUCCCAAGAAUGUAGAAGUCACCAUGUCUGUACACGAUGAAGAUGGAAAUCUGCAAGAGAAAGCUAUCCAUCCUGGUGCCGGUUAUGAAGGUGUCUCCGAAUAUAAGUCUGUUGUUUAUUAUCAAGUCAAGCAACCUUGCUGGUAUGAAACUGUAAAGGUGUCCAUUGCAAUAGAAGAAGUCAGUCGUUGCCAUUUAAGAUUCACUUUCCGUCAUCGGUCAUCACAGGAAUCUAGGGAUAAGUCUGAGAGAGCUUUUGGCAUGGGCUUUGUGAAGUUGAUGAAUGCAGAUGGAACAACACUGCAAGAUGGCAAACACAGUUUGAUUGUUUAUAAGGGUGAUAACAAGAAAAUGGAAGAUGCUAAAUGCUAUUUAACUCUUCCUUGUACCAAAACUGAGAUCGAGGAGAAGGAGGCCCCCUCGGGGAAAAAUCUGCACCAUCUAGCCAACUUCACACCCACUAAAGAUAGUACAAAAGACAGCUUCCAGAUUGCCACUUUGAUCUGCUCCACCAAACUUACCCAGAAUGUUGACCUGCUGGGUUUGUUGAACUGGCGUUCUAACUCUCAGAACAUAGCUCACAACCUAAGGAAGCUAAUGGAGGUGGAAGGGGGAGAAAUUGUAAAGUUUUUGCAGGACACCCUUGAUGCACUUUUCAACAUAAUGAUGGAAAUGUCAGAAAAUGAAACCUAUGACUUCCUUGUGUUUGAUGCACUGGUAUUUAUUAUUUCUUUGAUCGGAGACAUCAAGUUCCAGCAUUUCAACCCUGUACUUGAAACUUACAUUUACAAGCACUUCAGCGCAACCCUGGCAUAUGUGAAACUCACCAAAGUACUGAACUGUUAUGUGGGAAAUGCUGAUGACUCCAGCAAGACAGAAUUGCUAUUUGCUGCUCUGAAAGCCUUGAAGUACCUAUUCCGAUUCAUUGUUCAGUCACGAAUAUUGUACCUGAGGUUUUAUGGGAAAAGUGAAGAUGGGGAUGAAUUUAAUGAUGCAAUACGCAAGCUGUUCCUCUCCUUCAAUGUCCUCAUGGACCGGCCUUUAGAGGAGGCUGUCAAGAUUAAGGGUGCAGCUUUAAAGUAUUUGCCAAGCAUCAUAAAUGAUGUCAAACUAGUAUUUGACCCUGUUGAGCUCAGUGUCCUCUUCAGCAAGUUUAUCCAAAGUAUUCCUGACAACCAGUUAGUUCGACAGAAGCUAAACUGCAUGACCAAGAUAGUCGAGAGUGAUCUCUUUAAACAGUCCGAAUGCAGAGAUGCUCUUCUGCCGCUACUAAUAGAUCAGCUAAGUGGCCAGUUGGAUGACAAUUCAAACAAGACUGACCAUGAGGCCUGCUCACAGCUACUUAGCAAUGUUCUUGAAGUCCUGGAUCGGAAAGAUGUGGGGCCCACUGCUGUCCACAUCCAGCUGAUCAUGGAACGCCUGCUAAGGAGAAUAAACCGCACAGUGAUUGGAAUGAGCAGACAGUCUCCACACAUUGGUAUUUUUGUGGCCUGCAUGACAGCCAUCCUGAGGCAGAUGGAUGAUUUCCAUUACAACCAUUACAUCAAUACUUUCAAAACCAGGCAGGACAUUAUUGACUUCCUGAUGGAAACAUUCAUUAUGUUUAAGGAUCUGAUUGGAAAAAAUGUCUAUGCAACUGACUGGAUGGUCAUGAAUAUGAUGCAGAGCAGAGUUUUCCUCCGGGCGGUGAACCAAUUUACCUCUGUACUCAACCGCUUCUUUCUGGAUCAAGCAAAUUUUGAACUCCAGCUCUGGAAUAACUAUUUCCAUUUGGCAGUGGCCUUUCUCACUCAUGAAUCCCUCCAGCUGGAGACCUUCUCACAAGCCAAACGCAACAAAAUUAUCAAGAAGUAUGGGGACAUGAGGAAAGAAAUUGGCUUCAAAAUAAGGGAUAUGUGGUAUAACCUGGGUCCCCACAAAAUAAAAUUCAUUCCAGCAAUGGUAGGCCCGAUCCUCGAGGUAACCCUGGUCCCAGAGCCUGAGCUACGGAAAGCUACUAUUCCCAUCUUCUUUGAUAUGAUGCAGUGCGAGUUUAACUUCAGUGGGAACAGAAACUUCCAUAUGUUUGAAAAUGAGUUGAUAACCAAGCUGGACCAGGAAGUGGAGGGUGGCCGAGGGGAUGAACAGUACAAGAUUUUGCUGGAGAAACUCCUCCUGGAGCACUGUCGGAAGCAUAAAUACCUGUCUGCUUCUGGAGAAGUGUUUGCUUUGCUGGUCAGCAGCCUGCUAGAGAACCUGCUGGACUACAGGACAAUCAUGCAUGAUGAAAGCAAGGAGAACCGCAUGAGCUGCACUGUCAAUGUGCUGAAUUUUUAUAAGGAGAAGAAACGAGAGGACAUUUAUAUCAGGUAUCUAUAUAAACUCCGAGACCUGCACACAGACUGUGAGAACUUCACAGAGGCAGCAUACACUCUCCUUCUCCAUGCAGAGCUGCUCCAGUGGUCCGAGAAGCCAUGUGUCCCUCACCUCCUGCAGAGGGACAGCUACUACGUCUACUCACAACAGGAACUCAAGGAAAAACUCUACCAAGAAAUUAUCUCCUUUUUCGACAGGGGCAAAAUGUGGGAAAAAGCCAUUCAACUAAGCAAAGAGUUGGCUGACAUGUAUGAAAACAAGGUCUUUGAUUAUGAGGGACUUGGUAAUCUCCUGAAAAAGCGAGCUACUUUUUAUGAGAAUAUUAUGAAGGCAAUGAGACCUCAACCAGAGUACUUUGCUGUUGGAUACUACGGUCAGGGUUUCCCCUCUUUCCUCCGGAAUAAAAUUUUUAUCUACCGUGGCAAAGAGUAUGAACGAAGGGAGGACUUCAACCUGAAGCUAUUGACCCAGUUUCCUAGCGCUGAGAAGAUGACCAGCACUGCUCCUCCAGGAGAAGACAUCAAGUCUUCUCCUAAACAGUAUGUGCAGUGCUUUAUUGUGAAGCCUGUGAUGAACCUGCCACCUAAUUAUAAAGAUAAACCUGUUCCUGAACAGAUCUUAAACUACUACAGAGCAAACGAGGUACAGCAGUUCACGCACUCCCGACCAGUCAGGAAAGGAGAAAAAGAUCCAGACAACGAGUUUGCUAAUAUGUGGAUAGAAAGGACAACCUACAUGACAGCGUAUUCAUUUCCAGGCAUCCUCAAGUGGUUUGAAGUCAAACAGAUUACAACGGAAGAGAUCAGCCCCUUGGAGAACGCCAUAGAAACGAUGGAGCUAACCAAUGAGAAAAUCAGCAACAUUGUCCAACAGCAUGUCUGGGACCGGAGUCUUCCUGUACAUCCUCUCUCUAUGCUCCUGAAUGGGAUUGUGGACCCAGCGGUCAUGGGGGGAUAUACCAACUAUGAAAAGGCCUUUUUCACAGAGAAGUAUCUUCAAGAACAUCCUGAAGAUCAAGAUAAAAUUGAACUGCUUAAGCAACUAAUUGCUCUACAGAUGCCGUUGUUGGCAGAAGGGAUUAGGAUCCAUGGUGAGAAGCUGACAGAACAGCUGAAGCCUCUGCAUGACAGGCUGACAGCCUGUUUCAAAGAGCUGAAGAAGAAGGUGGAGAAGCAGUAUGGUGUGAUAACUUUGCCUGCCUCCCUCACCGAAAGGAAACAGAGCAGGUCAGGCUCUGUCGUGUUGCCCUAUAUCAUGUCUUCCACGCUGAGACGGCUCUCUGUCACAUCUGUGGCGUCUUCUGUGGUUUCUACAUCUUCCACGUCCUCUGAUAGCACUUCUUCCAGACCAGGUUCAGACGGAUCUAUUCUGGAGCCUCUCUUGGAGAGAAGAAUAUCAACAGCUUCCAGAGCUGAGGAGCUGCCCGCGAAAGAUGAUGGUGAUAACCGGAUUAGCAAACUCAAGCGGAAGGAUUGGAGUAUUAGCAAGUCUCAGGUUAUUGUAGAGAAGGAGCCAGAAACAGAACUGACUUCCAAAAUGGGCAUGUCAGGAAAAGCACAAAGGCCAAAGAGUCUUCAAUUAGGAGACAACAGACUGACUUUGCUUCAGGGUUCUUCACUCCAGCAAUCAACGCCUCGCAGCCCGCCACCGAUCACUCCCAAAACCCCAAGAACCCAAAGUUUUCCCUCAUUGCAAGCUGAUGGAUUGGCAACUGCUAGCUUACAGAGCACCCCACCCCCACCUCCGCCCAAAAGCAAACCCUAUGAGAACAGCAACCCGAGGAAUUCUGUGGAGGUUGCUCCACCUCUACCCAGCAGACGUGAAGCCAAACCUCCCCCCCCACCCCCAAAAACCAGAAAAUCCAGCGUUGUCUCUUCAGAGCAAGGAUUGCAGUGA